Messenger RNA from Limulus polyphemus (Atlantic horseshoe crab), 1228 nucleotides. RefSeq names its product dihydropteridine reductase-like (gene Dhpr). Gene Ontology annotation, biological process: tetrahydrobiopterin biosynthetic process; L-phenylalanine catabolic process. The transcript has 5 exons. NCBI's taxonomy places the organism in Eukaryota, Metazoa, Arthropoda, Merostomata, Xiphosura, Limulidae. Gene Ontology annotation, cellular component: cytoplasm. Bases 26 to 739 code for a protein of 237 amino acids. Gene Ontology annotation, molecular function: NADH binding; NADPH binding; 6,7-dihydropteridine reductase activity. The record is from RefSeq and is a predicted model, not a curated record.
AGGAAAUGCAGUCAUUCACCAAAAAAUGGCAGGGGUAUCUGGUCGUGUUUUAGUUUACGGAGGAAAAGGUGCUCUUGGCAGAACAUGUGUAGCAUAUUUUAAGUCACAAAAUUGGUGGGUGGGAUCUAUCGACAUGUUCCCAAACGAGGAUGCACAUGCCAAUGUGAUAGUGAAACCAUGUGAUUCUUGGACUGAACAAGAAUCUGAGGUGUGGUCCGGUGUUGAAGCAAUGCUAUCAGGAGAGAAGUUAGAUGCUAUUAUUUGUGUGGCUGGUGGUUGGGCUGGAGGAAAUGCAGCAUCAAAAGAUUUGGUAAAGAAUGCAGACUUAAUGUGGAAACAGAGUGUGUGGACAUCAGUCAUCAGUGCUGGACUAGCUGCCAAACACUUGAAAGAAGGUGGACUCUUGUCACUGACAGGAGCUAAACCAGCUCUUUCAGGAACUCCAGGAAUGAUGGGAUAUGGGCUAGCAAAAGCUGCUGUUCAUCAGUUUGUUCAUAGUCUAGCAGAGCGUAAAAGUGGGCUUCCUAACAAUGCACUGGCAGUUGCUAUCCUUCCUGUAACAUUAGAUACACCUAUGAAUAGGAAGUUUAUGCCUAAUGCAGAUCACACUACCUGGACUUCUUUGGAUUUUGUGUCUGAGUUGUUGUUCAAGUGGGCCAAUAGCCAGGAACGACCAGCUAAUGGAAGCCUGGUGCAGCUAAUAACAAAAGAUGGACAAACAGAACUGAUCCUCGCUUGAAUGUUACCAGUACCUGUUAUACUUGGAUGUUUGUCAUUUUUCGUUAAGGAGAUGACGAAAUUGGUUUUUGUAUCUCUGUGUUGUAAGAAUGUUUGAAACCCAUGGUUGGUGCUGUGUACUAAUUCAAACUUUAUUACUUGAUUUAACUGUUUUCUUUACUAAAUGAUAAUCAAAACAAUAAUUUUUAAGAUGUCUGUGUUUAAUAACCUUUGGUUGAAUAGUAAAACUUUCUUUUUUGUAUGUUACUUUAUCUGGUGAAAUGAAAAUCAUGAGCUAUUGAUGAGAAAAUUUAACAAAACUUCCUACAUGAUUUGGACAGAUACAUAGUUACUUAAUUAUGUUAUUACAGGUAUGAAAAAUAAAAUUUUAGAGUUAUCUUUCGGCAGCCUUAAAGUUUCUUCUUGUUCAGUACCAAAACUCAUCUUCAUCAGGGUUGGAUGUAUUUCUGAUAGACAAAAAAAAUAAUAUAUAUAUAUAUAUAUAUAUAUA